AUGAUUGCUCUUGCAUAUUUAUACAUUAUUUUUUCACUUUUUUCUAAUGUAACUUUGGCAGAAAAAUGUACUUAUACAGUUCCAACUAAUGGAUAUACAACAACAUACGAAAUAGAAUGUGACAAAACAACUAAUAGUGGAUCAGGAACUAAUGUUCCAACACAAAGUCAGGUUUAUUAUGAUCCAACAUAUUUUAAUCGUAUUAACAGUGGUCAAAAUUAUAUAGGUAAUUACAAUCUCAAUCCAAAUCCAAAUACUAUUUAUUAUACUGAUACAAAUGGCAUUAAUUACCAAUACAGUAGUAAUAGUAACAAUCAACCAUGUAUUUGUGGAACUAUGAAUUGUCAAUGUACCAAUACAAUAUAUUACAAUCCUUCAAAUGGUGGUUCUUCUGGAUGUUAUGGAAAUGAUUCACAACUUCGAAAUAGGCCAAGAGGUUUAGGUUUACUUACACUUCCAACAGGAGUUGCAGAUGAAAGAACAGGACCAUUUGUACCAGGAUUGUAUGUUGCUGGAGAUAAACCAUCAUUAAAACCACAAACUGUUGAAGAUAUUCAUUUACCUGGUCAGACUGCUCAUUUUUCAGGAAGAACAAAAUUUGAUCCAUUUACACAAGCUGUUGCCGCAGUAUAUACAGAAGAUUUGAUUGAUUCUUGGGGUUUUGGUUAUGCAGUAAAUGGAGUAAAUAAUUAUGGAUUAAAAGUAAAAGAAAAUUUUGAUCAAUUUGCUGAUGUACCUUUAUUUGGAAGUAAUGGUGGUAUGCAACCAUUUAUAAAUAGUUUUGUUGUUGGUUCAGAAUUUGAUUUAAAAAAGAUAAAAGAUGUUGCUGCUAAUGUUGAACUUCCUAUAUUAGGUUUAAAUGAAAUGUUUGACUUUGAUGGAAAACUUUUUGUUAAAGGAAAUGCAAAUGGAGUGUUCCAAGGAUAUUGGGAUUUACCAUUAACGUUAUCUGAUCCUCAAGAGCGUGCAGCAGGAUCAAUGAAAUAUCUUAAUUAUCAAGCAGAUAGACAUUAUCAUUAUGGUCAUACAAUGCCAAGUCUUAACCUGUUCCUAUUAGACAAAGAAAAAAUAAUACAACGACUUACUCGCAAUCGUGCAAAUCCUGCAUUUGUUGGUUAA
This is a messenger RNA of Strongyloides ratti, 1119 nucleotides long. RefSeq lists its product as hypothetical. NCBI's taxonomy places the organism in Eukaryota, Metazoa, Nematoda, Chromadorea, Rhabditida, Strongyloididae. The transcript is spliced from 3 exons. The coding region runs from base 1 to 1119 and encodes 372 amino acids. The record is from RefSeq and is a predicted model, not a curated record.